AUGCCCGCUUCGGGUAACAAGCAUCCAGUGCCGCCAUACGCCCUUGCGAAUGCCAUAAAUUCCCGUCAGGUCAGCUUCGACGAUGACCCAAAUAACAUCCCUACUCUCACUGACAAUCGUACGAGUGACCCAAACUACUCCUAUUCUGUGUCAACAAAGUCCUCUACUGUCAAUUUGCCCAAUGGUGACAGUUCCAACGUGGAAAAGUUCGACUUUUGCGACGACCCGAGCAACAAUAACGACGACAGAGUCCCGCCUCAAAACGCGGUGAGACAAAUGACCCUAAACGAACGUCCACCACUCGUCAAGUCCAUUUCAGUUCUCAUGCGAGGCAAAUUCAACACCUUCUGCCAAGACGCCACAAUUCACGGACUCGGCAACAUUCGACGAGCAGACAAACUCAUCACGAAACUGAGUUGGGCUGCCGUGGUUUUAGUGCAAACUGGAUUCCUCGCCUACAUUUUCAUCACAUACCUCGACGCGUAUUGGAAUUAUCACGUUCAAAAGGGCAGCACGGAACUGAGUUGGGAGGAACAAACUGAGAUGGAACUUCCGGACGUCACGAUUUGUGCCAGCAGUCCGUUCAAACGAUCUGCGAUCAACGAUCUCCAUGUAAAUGGGACUUUCAUGGCCUACCUGUUGUUGGGAUUUGGGGCUGGAGCAUAUGUGAGGCAGGAUUUUGCUGAAUCCAAGGAACUGCAUGAACCCAUGAAGCUGUGGUUGGAUGAAAUCCUGGCAGCUAAAAAUACCACUUACAAAGGACUUGUCAUGGACCUUGCCCUGAGGUGUGAGGAUGUGAUUUUGCAAUGUUCCUACGAUGGGAAAGAAUUGAGCAGAGACGAGUGCUGUGAAACUGUAUUUCCGAAACCUGCAAUUACCAGCCAUGGGCCUUGUUUGUCGUCUCACGGCAAUGUGCACAUGCAAAAAAUAUUCGGCAGGAAAGGAGGAAUCACUUUCAUACUGAAAACUGACGACUACAGCAUGGGUCUGGAUAGUCGCCUGUUGACAGACGCUGGAGACGUUUACGGAUAUAGUGUCACUGUCACUCACCCUGCCACAGUCCCGUCGACACUGACAACGACAGCUAACAAGGGUGCACCAGCUGGCAUGAAAACAUCUAUGGAACUCACGAAAACCGUCGAAGAUUGGUCAGGACUCGUGAUGCCAAGCUUCAGGGGUCAACCAAAAGUUUGUGUGGAUUUGUCAUCACAAGUCAGUGUCUUGGAGUAUUCGAAAAUAAUCGAAGAAUAUUCGGAAUGGCGAGGAAACUGUUUGUUGCGGAAAUUGUUCGAGUUGUCGGAAUCCUCCUGCAGAUGUCGGCUCAUCGACGACCCACGAAUUGACAACAAUUCGGUCAGGAUUUGUGAGCCUCAAGACAUCAUCAACUGCAGCUUGCCUCAGCUUUACGAAGACCCUACUGAGUUGCCAACAAUGUUCGAAAUGCUAAAAAUUAGGGGACGAGGAGCGGAAACAUUUUCAGCUCAUUGUUUGCCACUGUGCCGAGAAAUAAGUUUCAAGUCGACGAUGUCUUACGAGCUGCUGAGCAGAAAAUUCAUUUCGGACAUGAAAACAAAGCAUGAUUUGUCAGAUGAAGAUGAGAUUCUCAUAAUCAAACUCUUCUUCACCGACACCAAUUACAACACCAUUGUCCACAAGUCCUACACUCUUUUGGACUGUUUUGGAACUAUAGGAGGAUACAUGGGACUACUUCUCGGAGCAAGCAUGAUUUCCGUCGUCGAGACCACAUUUUUCAUUGUGAAAUUCAUCUACGAAUUCCUGGCGUUGUAUUUCAGCAGAGUUCGUUGUCAUUCCCAGGCUUUGAGAAACAGUUUUAUUAGGUCAAGACCAUGAUUUCUUGAGAGACACAAAAAAAUUUGCACUCACUGAUGAAAACGAGCGGUGUGUGGUUGCAUAAGUCCAAGUCUUGUCUAGUCCGGUUUGAGUGCCGUUUUUCAAGUGUAGUUUUGCAG
Notodromas monacha is the source of this 1970-nucleotide messenger RNA. The record is from the annotation of a GenBank genome assembly. Lineage: Eukaryota; Metazoa; Arthropoda; Ostracoda; Podocopida; Cyprididae.